Pogoniulus pusillus (Red-fronted tinkerbird) is the source of this 4229-nucleotide messenger RNA. It is a transcript of the gene ING5, whose product is annotated as inhibitor of growth family member 5. Lineage: Eukaryota; Metazoa; Chordata; Aves; Piciformes; Lybiidae. The coding region runs from base 243 to 902 and encodes 219 amino acids. The record is from RefSeq and is a predicted model, not a curated record. Gene Ontology annotation, molecular function: chromatin binding. The transcript has 8 exons. Gene Ontology annotation, biological process: positive regulation of apoptotic signaling pathway; regulation of DNA-templated transcription. Gene Ontology annotation, cellular component: nucleus.
UCCUGCCGCGCCUGGCAUUGGGAACGGCAGGCGGGCAGCGGCCAUGCGAGGCUGCGCUCGCUGCCUUUCGCUGCGCGCCGCCGGCUCGCUGAUUAACUGCGGGAGUAACGCGGGCGCGGGGUACCUGCCAGCCCGGCAGAGGCCUGUGCGCGUCAGCUCUCCUGCUGCGAGGCUCACUCACCCAAACCCGAAUGUGAGGUAUUGAGAACCUGCCUUGUGAGCUGCAAAGGAACUUCCAGCUGAUGAGGGAGUUGGAUCAGAGAACUGAAGGUGUGUUCAGGUAUUUUGAUAAGAAGGCAGAAAUUGACAGGCUGGCAGCAGAAUACAUUGAAUCAGUGAAGAACAUGCUGCCUCAGGAGAGAGUGGAACACCUGAAGAAAAUCCAGAAUGCCUACAGCAAGUGUAAAGAGUACAGUGAUGAUAAAGUCCAACUGGCCAUGCAGACAUAUGAGAUGGUGGAUAAGCACAUCCGCCGGCUGGACGCAGACCUGGCGCGGUUUGAAGCGGACCUGAAGGACAAAUUGGAAGGCAGCGACUUUGAAAGCCCAGGAUCCCGCAGCCUGAAAAAGGGACGGAGUCAGAAAGACAAAAAAGGCUCUCGCGGUCGGGGCAGAAGAACAUCUGAAGAAGACACACCAAAGAAAAAGAAACUGAAAGGAGGUUCCGAGUUUGCCGACACCAUCCUGUCAGUGCACCCCUCAGACGUCCUGGACAUGCCAGUGGAUCCCAACGAACCUACCUACUGCUUAUGUCACCAAGUGUCCUAUGGAGAGAUGAUUGGCUGUGACAACCCAGAUUGCCCAAUUGAAUGGUUCCACUUUGCUUGUGUGGACCUCACCACCAAACCUAAAGGGAAAUGGUUUUGUCCUCGUUGUGUUCAAGAAAGAAAGAAGAAGAAGUAAGGAGCUAAGGAGAAUACCCUCUGAGGCAAGAAGAAUUUCCUUCAUUCAUGCUACAAUAUUAUCAUGAUGAUUUUUUUUAGCUUACUUUCCUUCUUUUCUGAUAUUUAAUUGUCCACUGGCCAGUUGUUAUUCCUGUUAUGAGAAAAAAAUUACUUUGGAAGGGAAUCCCAGAUCCCUUUGCCACAGGGUUUUUAUUUAUGUUACACUUGCACAGCACUGAAAUUGGUGUUACUAUGAAGUUGUAGGGCAACCGGGAGCUGUAUAGUCUUUGCUCUAUGAAGGGCACUGCAGGAGAUGGAAGCAUCUUCAGCAUGGUGCACUGUAUUCACCCAAAUAGUUUAGGCUUGGAGUUUGGCUUGAUGGAGGAGUUCUCCAGCGCAGCCUGCCUGAGAGGAGUAGGCUCCAUUGUCUAGGUGUGAAGUCCUUUUUUAGGCAGUUUUGUAGUCCAGAAGGAGCAGGGAAGUGAGUGAACUGUUUCCAGUGUCCAUUUCCUCGAAGCCAAGUAGUGUGGUUAGUUUUGACAGGGCAGAAUGGGAGAGAGGUAAGCUCAAACCUUCUCUUUUAGGGAGAUUUCCUCUGUUUACUUUUGCACUGCCUUUCCGUUACUUGAUCUUUCCCCCAUUGAUGUGAACCUUAACAGAAGCAAACCAUUUCACUUCUCACGUCCUAGACAAGGUUUCUCAUCUCGGGAGAAAACCUUUACAUAACAAAGGAACUGUUCUGCAGUGUUUCAUAGUGGUAUUGAGAGAGAGGGUUACCUUACCUGGCUGUUUCAUUUCUCUGAAGUACCUUAUGGAGAAGAUGAGACCUGCAGCAUUCUUACAGCAGUACGAGGUGGGAUUUAUUCAGGAGAUGGAGAGCCUGAUUUUUUUGUUACUUGUGUUUACCUGUGCUGCAUCUGGGUAAAUCAAGGAGCAUUAAGGAAAGGCUCCAGACGGAUAAUCUGUAGGUUCCUGUGAUGUGGCAAAGCUGAAAGGCAGCCACGUGGUAGCUUGGUGAAGGGUUUUGAAUGGUAUUUGCUGUGAAGCACUGCUAUUGACGAAGGCCUUUCAGCGGGGAUGUUUCUAAAUUGCUUCUCUUUCUUCUUUCUUUUUAGUACAUUUGCAUAUUCUUGACUUCUUUAAGCUGCCUUUCAGAUUAUGAAUGUGAAUCCUUGCAGUCAUCACUGUGUCAGCUGCUGCAGCAGAAGGGAUAAUAGGAAAUUAGGAGUAGGGAAACAAAAAUCUGAGUUUUGGUUGUUCGGUUUUGGGUUUUUUUUGUCUGACUUAUAGUGCAUGCAGAAGUUGAGGGAAGACCAGAGAGUACUUUUUGUCUUCAUAGAGAUCAUCUAUAUCCUGGGGCUUUUCAGCCUACAAUUGAAAAUGGUGGGGAAAGGUGGAGAAGGGGAGGAGAAAAGGCUCCAAACCAAAUUGCCCUGCGGCAGCAGGCACCACAGCUCAGGAGCUUUGCUGGCUGUCAUUCCUGGUGGUUGUGGAUGGCAGCUCUGUGUAGGGCUGUGUACUGCUUUGCACACCACUGUACAGCAGCACUUGGUAUAGGCUGCUGCAAAGGCAUUAAGAAGCUUCUAGAUAAGCUUUUGAUUUGCUCUAAAUUCAAUCUAAAUAAACAGCACAGAAUGAAAAAACAAUAAAGAAAAAACCCCACCCACACAAAAAAACCUCAACCAAAACAACAACAAAAACCCACCACCAAAACGCACAAACCAACCUCACCACACUUCUAGGCAGGUUUUGUCACCUGUUUGCAAAAGGAGAUAUUUUUUAUUCCCGUGUGAUACUGACACAUUUUAUGCCACGAAGGAAAGCAGGACACAGCUCUUGCAACUUUUCCUUCCCUCCUUUGCUGAGUGGGGUUGUGUAGAUACUGCGAGCCUGUCAAUAUUGAAAUAGAAAGAAACCUCUUGCUACUGAGACAGCUUUGCUGUGAACAUUUUGAUUUAUUGCAUCUGCUAUGGAAAAAAAAAGCCAAACCAAAGCCACCUACCUGUGUCUCCUGGGUCGUGUCACGUAUAAUGUGAUGCCACUCGUGUUUGGCUAGGCUGCAUCCCGUCCUGUGAAGUUUCCACAGCUGUGUUUCCAAGGUGGUGUGCAUUUGUCAUUGCUGCCGUUGUAAUAGCAACUGGAAAGCCAGCAGGCAAAUGUAAAAGGAGCUUGCUGAGGGGAAGGAGGAAGAAAAGUAUGGUCACACAAACCUGAAGCAGUCAGCCCUCUUUCUUCCUUCUGUCUCUCUUUUGUGAGAGCAAAUCUAAUCGUGAUACCUCAUGAGCCAGGCUGUAAUUCAGUAAGCAGUGAGCAAGACUUCUGCACCUCACUGAUCUGCUGCACUGGAUGAAUGUAAGAGCACUGCUGCAUUUUCAACACUAGUGUUGGUGUCACUUCAGGUUUUCUUUCCCCCUUCCAUCCAGUGGCAUUGUGUAUCUCUUCUGGGGUGGAGUGAGUAUUUCUUUUUUUCUCUUAAGGCUUUGUUUAGUAGUGGUGACAAUGUAGAUUAAGCAUUUGAUUUGAAAAGACUCUUAAAAUUCCACUGCACCUCUCUGGGAAGGUCUUGCCCUUAUGGAAAUGCACAGCUACAGAUGAGUAAGUGCAAAGGUGACCACCCGCAGCUCGGGAAGGGUGGUCAGGUUAGGAGAGAAGAAUGCAUUUUGUUAGCAAGUGGGUUUGGGGGUAGAGAAGAGCAGACACUUUUAACCAGCGAAGCAAAAUGAAAACCAAGAUAGCAUCAGCCCUCCAAAGGAAAGCUACUUUGCAGGAGUCACAGUGUGAGGUACAACAUCCUCACUUACCGUGUAAGCCGUCUAAUGUGUCAGGACAUCUGACACCAGCAAUAAACUCUCCUGCUCAGAACAUAUCAGCGUGGGAGCACUCAAGGGCUCAUAAACACCUCUUGGCCACGUACACCUGACUUUGGAGAUUGUUUUUAAGCUCCUGAUAGACAGGAAUUCCAGUAGCCUUCAUUGUUGCUUAGGAAAGGAUUUAAAUCUUUCUCCUGAAUUUUGAAUGUACAAUGUUAAAUGAACUUCUCUGGAGAAGGGACUGUGACACAUGGAAAAGGAAUGUCCCACUAAGAUUGUCAGAACUCCUGCACACCCUGUGGGGUUCAGCUUUAUUGCAGCUGGUGCAAACUGGAGGUGAAAUGACUUUUAACUCAAUUGUUCUGUUUUUUAAAGGAAUUGGAUCUAUGUUCCCUUUGUAAAUGGAAGAGAAUAUAAAUCUUUUUAUUACAAAGAAAAAAAAAAGGAAUAUAAAGUUAAAGUGUAUGUCUGUAUUUUUGGAUCAUGUUAUAGAUAACAGAUAUAUUAUUAUAAAUAAAGUAUUUUUGGGACAACGA